AUGGGUCAAGCCAAGUUAUUCAUUAUUCUGUUCAUCUGCGUAUUCCUCUUCAUUGCGCAAUCGGAAGCUUGCGUCGGUGGGCUAGGGGGAGGCGGUAUGGGCCUUCCUGGUCUUGGCGGUCUUGGCGGUCUGGGUUGUGGUGCUCCUGCACCCCAACCCGCUCCUUCUCCACCUUCGGGUGGAUGUCCAUGUGGAAAGUAG
This is a messenger RNA of Cylicocyclus nassatus, 201 nucleotides long. The record is from the annotation of a GenBank genome assembly. NCBI's taxonomy places the organism in Eukaryota, Metazoa, Nematoda, Chromadorea, Rhabditida, Strongylidae.